UAAUCAAGGUUUCACUGAACUAUACCAGAUCUCUCAUCUGGGGACCUGUCCCCUGCCCUUUGUGCUGCACAUUGGAUUUGGUGACGCUCAGGCAAUGCUUGUCUCCUGCUGUUGAUGCAUAAUCUCAGAGGACUAUGGAUCAUGCUGAAGAAAAUGAAAUCCUCACAGCAAGCCAGAGGUACUAUGUGGAAAGACCUAUCUUUAGUCACCCGGUCCUCCAGGAAAGACUGCACAAGAAAGACAAGAUUUCGGAUUCCAUCGGGGAUAAGCUGAAACAGGCAUUCAUGUGUACUCCUAAGAAGAUACGAAAUAUCAUUUAUAUGUUCCUGCCCAUAACUAAGUGGUUGCCAGCAUACAAGUUCAAAGAGUAUGUGUUGGGUGACUUGGUCUCAGGCAUAAGCACAGGGGUACUUCAGCUUCCUCAAGGGUUAGCCUUUGCAAUGCUGGCUGCUGUGCCUCCCGUGUUUGGCCUGUACUCUUCAUUUUACCCUGUUAUCAUGUAUUGUUUUCUUGGAACUUCCAGACACAUAUCCAUAGGUCCAUUUGCUGUGAUUAGCCUGAUGAUUGGCGGUGUGGCUGUUCGAUUAGUCCCUGAUGAUAUAGUCAUUCCAGGAGGAGUAAAUGCGACCAAUGGCACAGAAGCAAGAGAUGCCUUGAGAGUGAAAGUCGCCAUGUCUGUGACCUUACUUUCAGGAAUCAUCCAGUUUUGCCUAGGUGUCUGUAGGUUUGGAUUUGUGGCCAUAUAUCUCACAGAGCCCCUGGUCCGUGGGUUUACCACUGCAGCAGCUGUGCAUGUCUUUACCUCCAUGUUAAAAUACUUGUUUGGAGUGAAAACAAAGCGGUACAGUGGGAUCUUUUCAGUGGUGUAUAGUACAGUUGCUGUGUUGCAGAAUGUUAAAAACCUCAACGUGUGUUCUCUAGGCGUCGGGCUGAUGGUUUUUGGUUUGCUGUUGGGUGGCAAGGAGUUUAAUGAGAGAUUUAAAGAGAAAUUGCCGGCACCCAUUCCUUUAGAAUUCUUUGCGGUGGUGAUGGGAACUGGCAUUUCAGCUGGGUUUAACUUGAAAGAGUCAUACAACGUGGAUGUCGUCGGGACACUUCCGCUGGGGCUACUACCUCCAGCCAACCCGGACACCAGCCUCUUCCACCUUGUGUACGUGGAUGCCAUCGCCAUAGCCAUUGUUGGAUUUUCAGUGACCAUAUCAAUGGCCAAGACCCUGGCAAAUAAACAUGGCUACCAGGUUGAUGGCAAUCAGGAGCUCAUCGCCCUGGGACUGUGCAAUUCCAUUGGCUCACUCUUCCAGACUUUCUCCAUUUCGUGCUCCUUGUCUCGAAGCCUUGUUCAGGAGGGAACCGGAGGCAAGACACAGCUUGCAGGUUGUUUGGCCUCACUAAUGAUUCUGCUGGUCAUAUUAGCCACCGGAUUCCUCUUCGAAUCGUUACCCCAGGCUGUGCUGUCGGCCAUUGUGAUUGUCAACCUGAAAGGAAUGUUUAUGCAAUUCUCUGAUCUCCCCUUUUUCUGGAGAACAAGCAAAAUAGAACUGACCAUCUGGCUUACCACUUUUGUUUCCUCCUUGUUCCUGGGGCUGGACUAUGGUCUGAUUACAGCUGUGAUCAUUGCUCUGCUAACUGUGAUUUACAGAACACAGAGUCCCAGCUACAAAGUCCUUGGACAGCUUCCCGACACGGAUGUGUACAUUGAUAUAGAUGCCUAUGAGGAGGUGAAAGAAAUUCCUGGAAUAAAAAUAUUCCAAAUAAAUGCUCCAAUUUAUUAUGCAAAUAGCGACUUGUAUAGCAAUGCUUUGAAAAGAAAGACUGGAGUGAACCCAGCAGUCAUAAUGGGAGCAAGAAGAAAGGCUAUGAAGAAGUAUGCCAAGGAAGUUGGAAAUGCAAAUGUGGCCAAUGCAGCUGUUGUCAAAGUGGAUGCAGAAGUGGAUGGAGAAGAUGCCACGAAACCCGAACAAGAGGAUGAUGAAGUAAAAUAUCCCCCAAUAGUCAUCAAGAGCACUUUCCCUGAAGAACUGCAAAGAUUUAUGCCCCCUGGGGAUACCAUCCACACCGUCAUUCUGGAUUUUACCCAAGUCAAUUUUAUCGAUUCCGUUGGUGUCAAAACCCUGGCUGGGAUUGUAAAAGAAUAUGGAGAUGUCGGUAUUUAUGUGUAUUUAGCAGGAUGCAGCGCACAAGUUGUAAACGACCUCACUCAAAAUCGAUUUUUUGAAAACCCUGCGAUAAAGGAGCUGCUGUUCCACAGCAUCCACGAUGCAGUCUUAGGCAGCCAACUUCGGGAAGCGCUGGCUGAACAAGAAGCCUCGGCUCUUCCUCCCCAGGAGGACUCCGAGCCCAACGCCACUCCCACCACUCCCGAAGCGUAGAUGAGGAACUCAGCUGGGAUGGGCUACGGGCCUCUCAUGAAAUUGCUCAUUGUUACAUAUUUUAAGUACUAGACAUUAGAUUGGUUUUCUAAGGGUAACAUUAGAUUUCUUUCCUAGCAGUCAAGGCUUGAUUUGGAGGGUGAAUGAUGCGUAGCAAGAUGUAUCUUACUUGUGUUUUUAUUUUUAAUGGACUAUUUCCAAGAUAAAUUGUCCUCUCAGCUGCAUCUAUUGUGCAGUGACAUUUCUGUUACUCUUUAGUAUUAACUUCAUAAACUGAGCAUUUAAGAAGUUAUUUCCUUUAAGUAACUUCACCUACAGAUCAGAUAUGCUGUCCUCAGAUGGUUAGUGGCUCCUUGCUCUUGAAAUUGUUGAUUUACAGGAUUUUUGUAAUCAGAGUUAUCUAACAGAAGGAGCGAACCCACAAUUUUUUAGAAGUUCUUUUAAAAUUACCUUUUAUUAUCAAAGAACAAUCAAAAGAUUAGAAAAAAAUAGAAGAAAAACAUUAUAUUGCUACCACCCAAAGAUUAUCAGUAACACUUGAACGCGUCUCUUUCCACAUCUUUUUCCGUGCAUAUAUAUUUUUAUCUUUUAACCAAAGUAAGGUCAUAUUCAACAUAGUGUUGAUUCACCUCAGACUAUAUUCAAAUUUCCCGUCAUCCUCAAAUUUGUAGUUGGUCUGUCCAAACUAGUAUUCAUUCUGUGACCUAACACUACAGCUGGUCAUGUCUUUUCAAGUCCCUUAAGUCUAUCUUAAUCCAGCAUCAUCCCUUUUAUGACCGUGAGUUAGAUUGGGGCAGUUGUCCUUAGAAUCCCAUCUGGUUUUUUCAAAGUGUUAUUUCUCUUGUCCCUUUAUUUCCUGAACUACCUGUAAUCUAAAAGUUCUAUCUAAAAGUUUCAUGGAUUUAAAUAAAACCUUUUUUUGCUAGAAUAUAUCAUAGAUGAGACAUAUGCUUCAAAUCUCAUCACAUCAGAAAACACAUAACAUCUAGUUGACCUACAAUUAACAAUGCGGAAGUAGAUCCCUGGAUUGACAGGACAGCCUGAUACCCCAUUUAGGUUUUCCCUUUGUGACUAGUGAGUUACUUUAUGGUAUUCCUUUGGCAUUGAACGAAUACCCGGUUUCCCAUUAGCCAUUCACCCAGGGGUUUUAACAUCUGGUGAUAAUCCUUGCCCAAAUCAAUAAUUUUAUUGUUUGUGAUUUUUUUUCUAAUUCUAAUAAUUGAAGAAAUGAUUUUCAGCAUUUAUCAGUUGGUGUUUCUUUGUAAACUACAACUAUUCCUCCUCCACUUCAGCUGUCUGGUCAUCCUUAAAUACAUCUCUUACUGGAAAAGGCAGGUUAGAUGUUUUUUCCGUUUAAUUAUCAACUUCAAAGUAAGGAGUUAGUUUAACAUGACAAAUUAGGUUCUUUUACAUCUCUCUUUUUUUUGGCAUAUUAUAGGCUCAUGAAUUUUUAUAGUUUGAGUGUUCUUCAGUCCAUUAUAAUUGUUCUUUUUUGCUGUUCAAAUUGUCACAACUGUGACCACAAGUUUUGUUGUUGCUGAUAGUAAGGUAACCUUAAAGGCCGUGUAUUAAGAAAGCUGACUCUUACGUAUAAUUUAAUAUCUUGGAAGUCCGUAAGAGUUAUCAGUUAAUUCUUCAUCAAACCCAGAGUUAAGCCUAUGAUUAAGUUAAAUGCCUAUUUGAGGCACUCUUUAUAGUUGUCCAAAAGGAGUUGGGGAGAACUUCAAGCCAAUUUGUCAUCAAAAGGUCUUCUUGUAGUUCCAACUACCUCCUUCUUCCAGAUCAAAGGACAAGUUUUAGCCAACCUGCCUAAAGCCUCCUCUGCUGAGAUUUCCUGCUAAUAGUUUGUGGUUCUUUUUUAAUAUUUUAUUUAUUUAUUUAUUUGAGAGAGAAAGUGAGAGCAGGAGGGGAAGAAGCAGAGGGAGAGGGAGAAGCAGGCGCUCCCCUGCUGAGUAGGGAACCUGAUCCCAGGACCCCAGGAUCAUGACCUGAGCCAAAGGCAGACACUUAACCGAGCCACCCAGAUGCCCCUAACAGUUAUUAAAAUGUUUUCUUAUUGAUUCUUGUUUUAGUUUUCCUGAAGAAAACACUGCCAGGGGAAAAGUGGUGUGGUCAGAUCCCAAGAAAGAACGGUUAGCAUGGGUCUACUCCAACCAAACCCUGUGGUUGGUUUGCUUUAACUAUGGGGUUGCUCAGUGACUUUACUAAUUUAACUUAAAGUAGACCCCCUCCUUUCUAAUCAGUACUUCAUGUAGAUCUUGAGUGAAACUAGGUUCCCAACCAGUUACUCCCUUGCAAUCACCACACGCAAGAGCAGAUACAUCUGCAUUCUGAUACAGACUGCCUUCUGAAAGAGCACUUAUUUGUAGAACCUCUGCUUUAGCGGAAGCUUUUGUCAAAGGACCAGCACCAUUUCAGCCAUUAAAGCAGAACUUCGGAUUUUAAACAAGUCUACAAUACUUCACCCCAUAUACUUUAACACCUGUUUUCAGCAAAUGCUUCACACACAGUAGAUAUUCACGUCCUAGUAGUUGGUAGAUUGAACGUAGUGUACAAAAACCGUAUUUACCAGUAUCUAACAGAUUUGUAUUUAACUUUUGUUCUUUAAUGUUCAACCUGUUGUGAGUGGAAUUUUACCAUGUACAUAAAAAGCACCUUAGUUUUACUGAAGGGAAAUCUGUUUUAUUUUCAACAUGCCUCUAAGAAUUUAAGAGUGCAUUUCAAAAUGUUUUAUCUGUAUGUAAAUAUGUUGGAAUGCUUUACGUAAAAUUAUUUAAUAUAGGGGAAAUUUUCCUGACCUUUUUUUUAAGUAUGCCUUUAUGUUCUUCUUUCUGGACCUUACUAGCUAGCUGCUAGCGUAUGCUUCCUGUUUCUCAGCCCUGGUUCAAACUCAGUCUUACUGCACUGCCAAAAUGGGCAUAAUCCACAAUGAUAGAUAUUGGGACUUGGCAAGUCUUCUAUGGCAAUAGGGGAAAGCCCUGUGUUCAGGGAGGGUCCCACAUAGAGAAGUCCUUUGUUUUUCUCAAAUACUACACAAUAUGAUAGUGGUUGAUUUCUGCCUCAUGGAUAGACGGAAUACGUUUGAAAAUAAUUGCGAACCAGGACCGAGGAAACAAUUCUUGUCACAGACAUUGACUUUGUAUAAUUAUAGGACAGCUUAGAGUAGGAUUGAAAUGGUCAGUCUCAUCUGCAGUGGGACUCAGAGAAAAAAGAAAGAUAUGAAUCCUCUGCAAGCCCUGUGAGUAGCUCAUUUUAUAGUUUUCAGGUGACAUCUAAAAUAUCAAUUCCAUGUGGUUUGAUCCUGUAUUCUUACCUGUUCAACAGAUAAAGGAGGUGCCUGCCUCCAAAGGUACAUUUUGAGGAAAUGAGUUUGCCCUCAUGUGUGGAUAAAGGCAAAGGUAACAAACCCAAAGAAUCUGCCAUGGAAUGGGUAGGUGUGUUUUUCUGUUUUG
Molecule: messenger RNA, 5821 nt
Organism: Nyctereutes procyonoides (raccoon dog)
Lineage: Eukaryota; Metazoa; Chordata; Mammalia; Carnivora; Canidae
Gene: SLC26A5
Product: solute carrier family 26 member 5
Exons: 19
Coding region: 135-2369 (744 amino acids)
Biological process (GO): transmembrane transport
Cellular component (GO): membrane
Molecular function (GO): secondary active sulfate transmembrane transporter activity; bicarbonate transmembrane transporter activity; chloride transmembrane transporter activity
Source: RefSeq, a predicted model, not a curated record